This is a messenger RNA of Mollisia scopiformis, 741 nucleotides long. RefSeq lists its product as uncharacterized. The coding region runs from base 1 to 741 and encodes 246 amino acids. NCBI's taxonomy places the organism in Eukaryota, Fungi, Ascomycota, Leotiomycetes, Helotiales, Mollisiaceae. The record is from RefSeq and is a predicted model, not a curated record. The transcript is spliced from 3 exons.
AUGUCGCCAACAUCGAUAGCAUCUCCGAUUCUUUUCGAAUACCGGAAACUAUGGUUGAUCUCUGUGCUGGUCUUUUUUCUUUCCACUGGGGUAUUUGUGGCACAAUACCCAGAGGAAAUGAAGACCUACGGGCCAUUCACAUUGGCAUUUGCUACUUUCUUGGGAUUUGCAGCAUAUUCUUCGGCUCGCACUCCACUUAUGGACUUGGUGCCGUGGCUUCCCAUGAUCGUUUGGCUCUUCGUCCUCUUGACGGUAUACUUUCUUCCCAGGCUUCGUGAGCUCUUCGCCCAGCCACUCGACCCGGAAGAUGCCAUGGAACAAGGCCGUCAUCAUCCCGUCCACAGGAUACCAUUGGAUGAUGUCCGUAUCCAACCCAAUGUGAAUCGUCCUGGGAAUGAUCCAAUGGAGCUGGAAGAAUGGCUCAGAGGAAUGGAUCGCAAUUCCGUCCCAGGACUUCCUGAUGAUCUUAGUACCCAAGGGAGUGAUAUCGAGUUGCCUCAACACUCUGAAGCUAUGGCAGUUGCCUGGCGAAGAGCAGUGCGCAUGGGCCGACAAGGCCUUAUGACCGGUGGACUUUCCCAAACCUCAUCGGACACACCAUAUCCACAUAACUUGAACGUUGACGUACACGGUGGCCACUUUCAAAACUCGGACGAUCGUUUCAACUCACCUUCCUUGAGUCCAGCUGCAAGCAGCCUUCCGUCAAUAGGUGCGGAAUCAGACACUCCAUUGCUGGGGUAG